Molecule: messenger RNA, 2401 nt
Organism: Phacochoerus africanus (Common warthog)
Lineage: Eukaryota; Metazoa; Chordata; Mammalia; Artiodactyla; Suidae
Gene: CD19
Product: CD19 molecule
Exons: 15
Coding region: 57-1802 (581 amino acids)
Biological process (GO): B cell proliferation involved in immune response; B cell receptor signaling pathway; regulation of B cell activation
Cellular component (GO): external side of plasma membrane
Source: RefSeq, a predicted model, not a curated record
CCUGCCCCAGCAUCCCCUGCGCGGCGGAGCUGGGUGCCACGGGGAGUCUGGCCACCAUGCCACCUCCUCUCCUCCUCUUCUCCCUCCUCUUCUUCUUCUUCUUCCUUACCCCUGUGGAAGCCCGGCCCCAGGAACCAUACCUAGUAGAGGCUCAAGAGGGAGGCAAUGCUGUACUACCGUGCCUCGAACGUCCCUCAGAAGGCCCCCCUGAGCAGCUGGCCUGGUUUCGGGGUUCCCAGUCCACACCCUUCUUAGAGCUGAAACUAGGGUUACCAGGCUUGGGCAUCCAUGUGGGGCCCCUGGGCACCCUGAAGGAGCCCCAGGGAACCCUGCUCUUUAUCUUCAACGUCUCCGACCAGAUGGGGGGCUUCUACCUGUGCCAGCAAGGCCCCCCUCUUGACCAGUCCUGGCAGCCUGGCUGGACGGUCAACGUGAAGGGCAGCGGGGAACUGUUCCGGUGGAAUGCUUCAGACCUAAAUGACCCAAGCUGUGGCUUGGGGGCCAGGUCCUCAGAGGGUCGCAGGCCCUCUUCUAGUCACCCCACAAGGUCCAAGCUGUAUGUAUGGGACGAGGACCGCGCUAAGGUCUUACACACAGACCUCACAUGCCCCCCACCGAACAGCACUGUGAACCAGAGCAACAGCCACGCCUUGGCUCUCCCUGCCCCAGACCUCACGGUAGCCCCUGGCUCCACACUCUCCCUGUCCUGUGGGUCGUCCCGUGCCUCACUGGUCAGAGGCCCCAUCUCCUGGAUCCACGUGCGUCCCAAGAAGCAGGCCGUGACAUUGCUGAGCCUGAACCUGACGGAGGAUGCCCAGCUCAGGGAGAUGUGGGUCAUGGGCAGCCUCAGGGGAAAGGCUGUUCUGUUGCUGCCCGAGGCCACAGCUCAAGAUGCUGACACCUAUCACUGUAACCAUGGCAACGUGACCACCCAGAUGCGGCUGAAGGUCACUGCCCGGUCAGCAGUAUGGCAUUGGCUGCUGGAGACUGGUGGCUGGCAAGUCCCUGUUGUGACUUUAGUUUAUCUGAUCUUCUGCCUGGGUUCCCUGGUGGGCUUUCUUCAUCUUCGAAGAGCCCUGAUCCUGAGGAGAAAAAGAAAGCGAAUGACAGAUCCCACUAGAAGGUUCUUCAAAGUGACGCCCCCUCCGGGAAAUGGGGCCCAGAACCAGUACGGGAACGUGCUCUCCCUCUCCACGCCCCACUCUGGCACGGGACGCGCCCUGCGGUGGGCUGCAGGCCUGGGAGCCGCCGUGCCCUCCUACGGAACCCCGCGCAGCGACGUCCAGGAGGCCAGAGCCGCGGGGUCCCAGAGCCCGCCAGGAACCGGCCCAGAAGAAGAGGAAGGGGAGGCCUACGAGGAGCCAGACAGUGAGGAAGGCUCCGAGUUCUAUGAGAACGACUCCAACCUCGGGCGGGAUCAGCUCUCCCAGGAUGGCAGCAGCUAUGAAAACCCUGAGGAGGGGGUCUUGGGUCCUGAGGAUGAAGACUCCUUCUCCAACGCAGCUGAGUCUUACGAGAAUGAGGAUGAAGAGUUGGUCCAGCCGGUCGCCAGGACGACAGACUUCCUGAGCCCCCAUGGGUCAGCCUGGGACCCCAGCAGGGAGGCAACCUCCCUCGGGUCUCAGUCCUAUGAAGAUAUGAGAGGGAUCCUGUAUUCAGCCCCCCAGCUCCGCUCCUUUCGAGGCCAGCCUGGUCCCAACCACGAGGAAGAUGCGGACUCUUAUGAGAAUAUGGAUAAUCCUGAUGGGCCAGAACCAGCAUGGGGAGGAGGGGGCCACAUGGGCGCCUGGAGCACUAGGUGAUGUAUUUCAGGUGCAGUUCUGUCGAUGGAAACCACAUGUCAAACCGGCCAAGUAACAAGUCUGAAAGUACACAACGAGCACUUCACAGAGCUGGAAGUGGAUCCAGAAAUCUGGCUGCAGGUCUAGCCACUGUGCCUACCAUCUAAUAAACAGUCCUAAGCUACAAAGCAUGAACACAGACUUCAGAGCUAGAAGUCGCCAGGCCCUGAAACCAUCACUGUGUAGCAAGUGCCACCACACCCAAAUUCCUGUCUCAGGCAAAGGUGGGAUCGGUCACUCAUAGUCCUGGCAUCUCCUCCCUGUCUCUCCAGCGCCAGAGCUCUUCUGAAACCUAGGACUGACAUCUAAAACCCAGUCCCUCUCCUGCCCCAGAAGUUUCGAUGCUCUCUGUAAGACUACCUAGACUUUUUCAGUAUCUACAUUUUUUUUUCUAGAAUUCCUUUUCUUGAUGCUCCUAUUCUUUCUUCAUAAUGUCCUGUGUUUGUUCUUGAGACUCUAUUCUUUUUUUUUUUAAUCUCUGAAACUUUAUAGCUUACUUUAGCUGUAUUAAUGCUAUUAUGAUAUGCCAGGCAUUGCUCUAAUAAAUACUUUACAAGUAA